This is a messenger RNA of Lutra lutra (Eurasian river otter), 645 nucleotides long. RefSeq names its product histo-blood group ABO system transferase 2-like. Gene Ontology annotation, cellular component: vesicle; membrane; Golgi apparatus. Lineage: Eukaryota; Metazoa; Chordata; Mammalia; Carnivora; Mustelidae. Gene Ontology annotation, biological process: carbohydrate metabolic process. The record is from RefSeq and is a predicted model, not a curated record. Gene Ontology annotation, molecular function: glycoprotein-fucosylgalactoside alpha-N-acetylgalactosaminyltransferase activity.
AUGUGGCGGCGGAUCCUGGAGGCACAGGUGGUCUUCCUGGAGCUGUUCCUGCAGAGGGCACAGAAGCCCAUCAUGGUGGGACACAGGAUCACUAGGUCUUCAUUGACCAGCGGGCUGCUGGGCCUGUGUGCCCCGCCGGGAGUGCUGGAGGGUGGUGGUCCUCGUGGUCCCCAUGCCUCUCAGUGGCAGGAUGUGUCCAUGCAGCACAUGGCGAUGGUCAGCCGCUUCUGUGAGCAGCACUUCCACUGUGAGGUGGAUGACUUGCUGUGUGCGGAUGUGGACGUGAAGUUCUGUGAUCACAUGGGCAUGAAAAUCCUGUCCCUCCUCUUUGGCAUCCUGCACCCCAGUUUCUACCGGAUGUCCCAUGAAGACUUCAGCUACCAGCACUGGCCACAGUCCCAGGCCCACAUCCCCGGAGACCAGGGCGAAGUUCACUACAUAGGGACCUUUUUUGGGGGGUUGGGGGUGGAGGUUCACCGACUGACCUUGGCCUGUCACCAGGCAAUGAGGUUCGACCUGGCCAAUGGGAUCAAGAUUGUGUGGUGUGACAAGAGCCACUUGAACAGGUACCUACUGUACCACAAGCCCACCAAGGUACUAUCCCCGGAGGACCUGUGGGACCCACCGAUUUGGAUGAAUUCCUGA